Messenger RNA from Chara braunii, 3716 nucleotides. The record is from the annotation of a GenBank genome assembly. NCBI's taxonomy places the organism in Eukaryota, Viridiplantae, Streptophyta, Charophyceae, Charales, Characeae.
UACUAGUGAGACUAUGGGAUGGAUAACGGGCGGCCAGGUUGUGAUUCUUGGGACGAAUUGGAACUCCACUUUAUGUUCUACUGUUGAGAGGAGGAGGUAGUAGGGUGGAGGAGAGGUGGCACUGCUUUUGUGAGGGUCUGUGGAAGCCGCUAUUCAUUCAACACGACUCGAGAGACGCUUGGGUGUUUUUUUAAGGAGGAGGUGCUUCUCAGCAACAGAUCUGGGGCUGUGAUUUUGGGUUGCAACUUGAGCUCACCAUUUUGCUGUACGGUGUUGUAGUCGAGAGGAGAGCGCUGGAAUGGGUGCCGAUGCAAGUUUUAGGCAUGGAGCUCUGAGUGACCUAAGGCUUCUGUGUGCUUCGUCAUCUUCUCUGCCGAGUCUGGUUAGGUCGUCUCUGUAUUGAGUUGCACUUCUUGUGUGGGCAUGUUGCAUACACUUUCCAUGCAUCAAAGCUGAAGUUGUGAGUCUUGUUCAUUUGUUCUGUGUUUUCCAUCUUAAAUCUGAUUGCAUUGUGUUUGUAUAGAGACAUGCUUCGUGGACGUGCGUGUCGUGUGUGGGUGCUUUUCAUGGAGGGAAAAGCUGAAGUUCCCUAGCAAAGGAACUUGUAUAAGAGCUUCAGCCAGCUGACUAGGGACAUAGCUCCGCACGGAUUCUGAAAGGCUCUACCAAGUGUAUUGAAUGCAUCUUCUUCUGGGAGUGGUUGUGAUAGCGAGUGUGAGACACGAGGAAGGCGAAGAGAGAGUGAUGAGAGAAUUGCUUCGUUGAUGCCAUUGUGAAGAGACGUGCUCUGAGGCUGUUGGCAAGGGGGCAGGGUUAAUUCCCAAUCGGUCUUUCUAAGGUCACCGAAGAGGUGGUUGAAGCUCCGUCCUUCGGACAUGAAGCCCCGUCUUCGGGACAAUGAUGCGAGAUUCAAGUCUUGCUUAUACCUGAACGUCAUCACAAAGUCUGAUCUGUACUUUUUUGAGAGGUUCUUCAUCCAGUACUUUGGACUGCAUAGUAGAUUAGGGUGUGGUCUUCUGCGUGGUCUUUCAGCUUUUGAAUUUCAAGCACGAAAAUCCGCUGACGAGUGGUAUACUUAGUGUGUGCUGGCAAUAUCUGCAGAGUGAGAUAUUGUGCGCCGCAAGAUAUCUCGUGGAAGAUUGCACUGAACUCUGGGAAUACCUUGCUAUGCACCCUGUUUCACCUUGGUUCAAACCGAGUGAAAGAAAGGGAAAAUAUGGGCAUAGAUGUGAUGGGCAAGGGAAUGGCCUGCUAUGUGUGUUAUUCUUCGAAUGGUUAAACUUGGUGAAAGGAGAAACAUGACUGUCGGAUUGAGGGUUUGUAUAUAAGCAAGGGUGAGCUACUCACCUGAUGCCGUCUGCACGGGCAGACGAUGACUGUAUGGUCCAAGUGCGGGGUAGCGCCUUUGAGCAGAGCUGCCGGCGGGUUAGCGCCUUCGAGCAAAGCUGCCAAGUCCGCGAAAUGUAAAGCUCCAAACUGUUUUGCUGUUUGAGGUUCAUUCUCAUUCCUUUAGUCAGAUAAAGCCCAGGCCACCUGAGCACGCUUGGUGGUCUCUCUCGCGAGUCUGGGGAUGGUCCCGGCAGGAGAUUCUCGGGGAGGUCCGCUUCUUGACGGAUCCCCUUCGCUUUCCAGGAAAAAGAUGUUGGAGAGGCUGAAGGCAGAAAAGGAGAAGGAAGUUCAGGAGAUGGAGAGGGAAAUUCAAGAGCUUGCUGAGGCUGAUACCAGGGCUGCGCAAAGGACCGGUGUGGUAAAGCAAGUACAAGAGAUGGUUGAUGACCCCAAUACCUCGCUUGAAGUGAAGAAUUUGGCCUCACUUCAAGUACUGAUGUUGGAUAAGUUAGAUAAUGUGAAGGAGUGUGUCGAUGCCCUUGCAGCGAGCAUGCAGUUGCUGUUUCAGGCUGUUAGAACCAUUUCCUUCCCUCCACCUGUUUCCCAGACUCUUGUUGCGGCCUCUACUUCCGUAUCUGGUUGCACUGUCAUGGGUACGGUCCCUGCCGCCUCUUCGUCCUCCCAGCCUUUUAACAAUCCUGUCCUAACCGUUGUUCCAUCUUCCGCACCGCGCACUUCCUCGAAUUCUGAGAUCCCAGCAUUACCUUCUGGGGGCAAUCCAAUGCCAUCAACUGCUGAUCCUUUUUCAGCUGCUGAUGAUAAGGAGAGCGAGCACGAACAGCAUUUGGCCUUCUGCGAGGGCAACACUCCGCAACACAGGGGAAGAAAGAGUGAGGAAAGUAUUCCAUGGCGGCAGCAGGUGCAGCAAGGCCAAGCCAAAGGCCUCCCCAAAGGAGUAAAGACUCGAAGUUCGCCGCCUCGGACGAGUUCCAAGCCUCAGAAGGGCCCUAAGAUCUCUGAGCUUGCGUGGCAGAAAAGGACAGAGGCCGGGAUCUGCCUUCAUUGCCAGGAGCCCAACCACAUGGCAGCUGCUUGCCCUCUCCGCAGGGAAGAUAAAGCCGAACACUCUGGAAACUUUGACUUGAAUGGCAACCCUACCUCCAGGUUAUGGCCUUCCUGGCGGGGCCAGAAGUUCCCGGAUCGGUCUUCUCAGAUGCCGCCUGUUAUAGAUGGUGCUUAUGAGUUCGACCACAUCGUCGAGCAUGAUGAUGAUGGUGCUGCCCGUGAGUAUUGUGUACGCUUCAGGUAUCAACCUGAGUCUGUAGAUCUGUGGAUGAAUAGGCGAACCUUACUGAAGUUUGCUCCUAAAAGCAGCAUUCGUGCUUAUGAAACUUUUCUACGACGUUGAUCUUGUAAUGAUCUGAAGACACUGAGCUGUUGGACCAGUGAGGCCACACAUUACCAUCAGCUGGGUUUCCACUUUGUGUUCUGCUGCUGGGUUUUUCCCAGUUUCCCUGUGCUAGUCUCCAAGUCUGACGGGGGGGGGACGGGGGGCGCGACCCCACAUGACCAGAGAUCGGCUGCGUGAGAGUACUAACCUUUGCUUUGUCGGUGGACUGAUCUGACACUGGGGGGCUCGGCUCAGGGACUCGGACUUCUGAAUUCGCAAAACUGGAGUCGUCCCGGGUCCCAGACCUAUUGGUGAAGUACCAUCGGUGCUGAUAUGCAUCUGGCCGCGUGUGAGGCCAAAGAGGUCCCGUGCGAGACCUGAGGACUGGCAGGCCUAAACUGUCAUCAUUUUCGCCCUGGAGUGAGGGCUGCUGGACGUCACCGCCUAACUUAGCUCAGGAGGUAACCGAUAUAGAGCACAAGUACUCGCAGUAGUUCGUUUCUGUAGCGGGUCAGGCGUGCCAUAUAUCUUCUAGUUUCUGAGGGCUGACCCUACUCAACUGGCAGUUGUCAGCUUCUGCUCUCUGUCUAUAUCAGAUCUAGUCCAGAGAGCAUCUGCUGGGAGACAAGGUUUGGUACUCAUAGGGAAACACAGGCAGGAGCUCGGUACGGCAACUCACUUGGAAGUCGCUAGGAGAGGUCUACUCUUCCGUAUCGACUUUCGAGCUUGGCAUCUUCAGAUCUGUGUGAGGAGCUUCACUUUGCUGGGUAUGGAUAUUUGACGUCUGCAAUCGGUUUCUCUGCAGCGGAUGGUGAGCGGUGAUCGGCAUUCACAUUUGGUUGGCUCUCUUUUCUCAAAGCCGCUGCGGACGCUCCUAUUGUUCAGCACUAUGCUGAAAAAGGCAAGGGGAUGGAUUGAAGGCGGCGCUGACCGUUGAUCGCCAGGUUGUAAUUUUGUUGGGUGAGUUGAACCAAUUCAAGAAAUAUGCAUUUACCGA